Pristis pectinata (smalltooth sawfish) is the source of this 4130-nucleotide messenger RNA. RefSeq names its product gap junction protein, alpha 3 (gene gja3). The coding region runs from base 224 to 1402 and encodes 392 amino acids. The record is from RefSeq and is a predicted model, not a curated record. The transcript has 2 exons. Lineage: Eukaryota; Metazoa; Chordata; Chondrichthyes; Rhinopristiformes; Pristidae. Gene Ontology annotation, cellular component: connexin complex. Gene Ontology annotation, biological process: cell communication.
GACAAGCGAGGUUCAUCCAUGCAUUCUCACACAAUGUGACAGCGGCGAUGGCUGGGGGUGAGCAGGAACUUCGUGCGAUCCAGUGUGCAGGUUUAAUGGACUUCUGAAUCACUUUUUCUCCCCCUCGCAAGACUGGCUCGGAGAUCUAUGUGUGAAGAAAGCGAUUGUGCUUGAAUAGGCUGGCUGACAGCGGUCAGAAGUGUUGGGGUAGAGGCUUAAAACAAUGGGUGACUGGAGUUUUCUGGGAAGGCUUUUGGAGAAUGCACAGGAACACUCGACUGUGGUAGGCAAGGUCUGGUUGACUGUGCUCUUCAUCUUCCGGAUCCUGGUGCUGGGUGCUGCGGCUGAGGAGGUCUGGGGGGAUGAGCAAUCCGAUUUCACCUGCAACACCCAACAGCCCGGUUGCGAGAACGUUUGCUAUGACAAGGCUUUCCCCAUCUCUCACAUACGAUUCUGGGUUCUGCAGAUCAUCUUUGUCUCCACGCCCACCUUGAUUUACCUGGGCCAUGUACUGCACAUAGUGCGGAUGGAAGAUAAACGGAAAGAGAGGGAGGAGGAGCUCAGGAAAAGCAAGAGUCAAGGAGACAAAGAACUACUGCUUCAAAAUGGCAAAAAGGGCAAGCUUCCCUUUAGGGAUGAACAUGGUAAAAUCCGAAUCCGAGGUGCCCUUUUACGCACUUAUGUUUUCAAUAUAAUUUUCAAGGCGAUGUUUGAAAUUGGAUUUAUUGUAGGUCAGUAUAUCUUGUAUGGCUUUGAGCUUAGACCUCUGUAUAGGUGCGAUAGAUGGCCAUGUCCCAACACCGUGGACUGCUUCAUCUCGCGGCCAACAGAAAAGACUAUCUUCAUCCUAUUUAUGCUUGUGGUGGCUUGCGUGUCCCUUUUAUUGAAUCUAAUGGAAAUCUAUCACCUCGGCUGGAAGAAGCUGCGGCAGGGAGUGACCAACCGGCACCCCCCUGACCUCGAGCACAAGCCCGAGCCCAUAACGCCGCUCACCAGGACUGUCCCAAGCAGUUUCACCUACCCCUACUUCCCUGACACGACGGAGGGACCCCAGCCCUACCCGGGGGCCCCGCCCGCCGAGUUCAAAAUGGCGCCGCUGCCCGAGGACAGGCCGCCGUGCGUGGUGUACAACAACAAGCUGGCGGCCGAGCAGAACUGGGCCAACUUCGCCACCGAGCACACCCGCGACUUCAAGCCCGGCGCCGCCGACGCUCAGGCGGAGCCCGCGCCCCCCACGCCGACCAAUGAGGACAGCGGAACCACGGGCGAGGCGGCGCGCGGCAACGGUCACCUGACCACCACGGUGGAGAUGCACGAGCCGCCCGGCACCGACACGCGCCGCCUGAGCCGGGCCAGCAAGGCGAGCAGCGCCAGGGCUAGAUCGGAUGAUCUAGCAGUUUAGCGCCGGCUUUUGCCCUUUCCUCUCCGAAAGCAGUGCAAGGUUUUAAUGCAAAGUUGGGUGGGCGGGAGAAGCAAUACGCAUUGGAAUGCUGGGGAUUGCAAUGCGCGCUGGGAGUUGUGGCUUGCACAGAGAUGACGGUUAUUUUGUUAAAAUUGGGUUACACACCUAUUAGCCUUAACAUUUAUACAUGCUCUAUUUUAUCACUUUUAAUAAAUGGGAAAGAAAAUCCAGACAAAUUAAUUCGUAGAUCACAGAAGUCCGCAGGACGAAAAUGCUCCAUAUUCCCAUCAUGUUGGACUGAAGCCUGAUUUAGCAUGUUGUAAUUAUAAUUGAUGCAUGAUCAUUAAUUGCACCUCUAAAAGCUCAUUUUACCAAACCCACCACCACAUGUUGACUUAAGAACUGUACUUUUUUAAUAUGUUAAUCAUUUCAUGGCAAGGUAAGACGUCUACAGUAAGCUGGAGAAACACAACUCCUUAAAUGUCUUAUUCAACUCACUGAAUGUGCUCAUGUUAGAUAUAUGCACUCUGUGAUUGUAAGCAGUUAUCUGUAAACUGAUACGGCGGGUAAAGUCUCUAAAUCUGAACUUAAGAUCACAGAAUGCUUCAUACAUGACACAUACACAAUUUAGUCCUACCACAGGGUUACAAUAUUUAACUUCUUGAUUUUCAUCCAUCUCCACUGUUCACUUAGCCGAGCAAACUUCAAAUUACAACGUCUGUGGUGGCAAACUAAAGUAGAAGGAUUGAAUGCAUGUUUUGAGGUACAUGGACAGAACAUGAAUUUUGAAUGCCUUUUAUUCAUAAAAGCACCAAAGCAGGGCAACAUGCUCAAACCAAUUAUAAAUUAAAGGGGUAUGCACUGCAGUUUAUUUAUGUGUGAGGGCAUGUUUGUGUGUUUUAGUAGAUACAAUACUGCUCUGACAAGUUUAGGACUCUGCCACAUUAAAGGAGAAGACGGGUGGAACCACCAAGAAGUAAAAGUAUGGUUUGCAGUAAAAAAAACGUUCAUAGAAUAACAUUGUUACAUUUUAAAGAAAAAAGUUUUUAGGUUGUUUAUCAUGAAAUUGAAAUGGUCCCAGUGUUUCUUCAAGAACAUGACAUCUGUGCACACACUACCUUUUAACAUAAUUAGAUUUGGAAAUUCUAAAUAAUUGUACUCUACUCACUGCUGUAACCCUUCCAGGCAGAGAAGAAAAUAUUACUAAUACUCCAGAGUUAGAGCAUGGUAGUUUAGUCUCAAACUUAUUAUUGUUGGGUGGGGAAUUGGGAGUAGGGAGGUGGAACCAUAGGGAAAGUGAGUUGCAUUUUGUUGCUUUGGCAUUUAUUUUUACUGUGUUUCCCAGGAUACAUAAUCUUGGCUAAUAUCAGGAAAAUAAAGUGUUAAAGUACUGGUUGCUUACGGAUAUUUUCAGUAGAAACUUGCAAAUCAUCUGACACAAAGUUGCAAAGACUCCCCAUGCUAAAUCUUUUUUAGACAUAAACAUUUUAGUAAAAGGUGAAAAUACUUAGGAAUAAAAUUAGGUAUGUAUGGAAACAUUGCUAUGUAUUGGAAGUUGUCUAGGUUUCAUCUUCUGAGUCACAUUGGUUGAUGGAAACAAAUUUUACUAAAAUGUUCAUAUCUUUUAAAUCAAGAAAUGCUUAUUUGCUCCAAUUGGCUUUUUUUGUGCAGGAACUGUUUUCAAAGUAUAGUUUCUUGCCUGAGGUUCCCUAUUUCAUUUUAGAACAAGUUUAUUUGUAGCCCUGUGUUUAACUAUACCAAAAAAAUGCACUGAAACAAAAAAAUCUGCUAUUAUCAAUAAAAUUAUUUCUUAGAUAAUUUUAAACAAGUGGCUCUAGCUUUGAUGAAUAUAUUAGAUAACUGGCCAACUAAAUACAAGCAAAAAUUAUGUAUUCCUUGAAUUAAGAAAUCAGAGGCUUACUUUAAUGUUUUCCCAGGGUUGAUUUAAGUUUCUAGCUUGAUAUAUUAAUUACUGAAACCCUAUUGAUAAUGAACAAAUCAAGGAAUCAGUUUGUAGGUGUAUUUUUUUAAUGCGUUGUUUUUUUUCCAUUCAUUUUCUUGUACAAUGUGUGCUAUCUUUGUAACUAUGUUUUGGUUCCUGAAAGUUUACAUUAUCAAAAAUUGCACAUCUCAGCAAAAAAAGUUUACAUUAUUAGACAGUAAAUUCUAAGAAAAUGGGCCUGCCCUUAUGCAUCAAAUCCAAAAUUAAAUGUCUUAAUACAAAAUUAGAGCUCCUAAGAAAAAGACAGUACAGUGUACAAUACACCUGAUUUUUACUAAUUAUAAAAAAUGCAUAGCUAUAGCCACAGAAUAGUUUACCUUGUAAUAGAUAACCGUGACAAUGGGGGCUAUAGUAGUUGGUAAUUAGUCAUAAACUUGACCAAAAGACAAUAUUAAGUGAGAGAAAUCACUUUAUACAUGGAAUUUGAAUUAAACUAAUUAGGUUUCUUCAAUAUCUGUUGCUUCAUACCAUGCUAUUUUGUUAACAGCCAACCCAUGAAACCUAUUACUUAUCAAAUAUCAGCUCUCACUAGAGGUAAAGAACUUGCUGGGCAGUCAGGGACAUUUAAUGAUUUGGAGCGAAAGCAACAAAGCUGUUCUAAGUGUCGUCUUUAAAGAAGUGCCUAUGUAUUCUAUUCUGUAAGAGCAAAUUGAUGUAAAUGUUACUUUACCUCAAAUGUUUACAAAUGUGUUACCUAAUAAACUUUUUUGUACCAUAAUUCUUUUG